AUGUUGAUAACGCUUUACACUUGUCAUAUAUAUUAGGAAUGGAAUAAAAACAGGUUCAAUCGCUAUCAAUUCAAAUAUGGCAGUGCAGAAUAUUGCUGUAAAACUUUGCGGGAUACUGCAAGCAAACAGUGAUGAUGAAGUCACAGCUCGAGAGUGGCGGCUAGUUGGUCAAGAGCAAGACGGUUCCCAAAUUUUAACCUGGGUUUCGACGGUUAAAUGUAGCGAUGUAAUGAAUAUUGGUGUAUACUCAAAUAAAACGAAAUCUCUAUCUACGUUGUAUACUUUUGAGAAAAAACUCAAUAUAAUUCAAGCGUCAGUCAAUUCCACUCACAGUUUACUUGUAUAUGUAGAAAAAAUAUUAGCUACAGAUGAGUCUAAAGAGGCUUUAUAUCAUCCCUACAUUGUCUCUCUGUUGACUGAUAAAAUAGGUCUCCCAGAAGCAGUGGAAGAAGCUUCUACAAAACAGAUUAUGUUGCAGUUUGUUUACGGAAAAAGUAAUAAAUACAGUCCUGGAAUAAGGAAUGAUAGAUUUUUGCUUUUUAAACAUUUGGAAUGUAUUAAAAUCUAUCGCUCACCUCUGUUCUUAAAUGAAUGUGAUGAUGGGACGGAAAAAUGGGGAUUUGAUGGGGUUUACACUGAUCCGGAGACAAUUGUCAAUGUAUUUUCAUGGGCCCAAUGGGAUUGUGCUAAUCAGGUUCUUUUCUACAUCCACUAUCGAGCACCCACUCAAAGUUUCGCCGAGGGCGAGGAGGUUAAGUCUCCAUCAGAGUUGACGCCGACUCUCUCCGCUUUGCAGUUUCACGCUGAUCUGCCUCACGAGACUGUGCUCAAUAUACCUCUCAGCUUGCCGCAUGUACCAGGAGCGCAUGGCGCCGCAGCAGCUUGCGGUUCCUACGAAGACGAUCCUAUACCGCUGCGUGUGCAUGAUUGCAGUUUGGAUUUGUAUAUAGUGUGUGAUCAGCGAGGUUUACUAUGCGUUUGUCAUCACUACCUUUAUAAGCCUCUAGACGAUUCAACGAGUUCCUUGGUCCUGGAUGAUGUUGAUUUAAAAGACUCCGGUGUAAACUUUGCAUAUUCCGUGACAUUGCUCCAUCACGGUUGCGUGAUACACAGCGUCGUGCCGGACCUGCCGUGGUCACUCGCCAAAUCAUUACGACCUUCUUACACGUUGUAUAAUGACAACCAACUGCUAGUCAAUAUACCGAUGUUAUUCACACAUCUCAUUGACAUCAGUCCGCACCACGAGCCUUGCUGCCAUAUCGUCAUUCCCAUGGAACCUAGUGAGAGCGGGCCGAGCUUAGCCCCACUGCUGGGAUGGGGAGCCCACGCCAUGGUUGACCUCAAUACCCUGGAUGUGCUUACUAUGAAUGUGACGGAGAAGGACCUGGCGUCCACCUUUAAGAGCGAUACGUCAAUUGAGAAUAAAUUGGGAAUCAUGCAUUAUCUCGUUCAGCAUGAUGGGAAUACGGAUUUGGCUGAAGAGUUAAUAUCGUGGCUCUGCCUGCACCAACACGACGGCCUGGGCGGCCUGCAGCGCGUGAUGCAGGAGUACCUCAUAGGAACCACGUACGCGGUGACGCGACGGUCGCUGCCCGCCUCGGCUGUUAGCUUGAUGAACUGGCUGCCCUUCACCUUGCAUCUGAAGUUCUCUGAUGUUAAGGCGGGCGGCGCGCGGCUGUGCGUGUCGGUGUGCGCGCUGUGGCGCGGCGCGGCGGCGGCCGUGGUGCUGGCGCCGCGCCAGCGCGUGGCGCAGUUCGCGGAGGACGCCUGGACGCGCCUGUGGGCCGCGCUGUGCGCGCUGGCCGCGCCGCGCGCGCGCCUGCGCCCCGACCACGUGCGCGCGCGCCUCGCCGUCUCGCUGCACUGCUACCAGCCCGAGGCGCUGUCCCGCUGCAGCACGCCGCUGUCGCCGGGCGGCCCGCGGCGCUCGCUGGCGCCCCAGGACGCGCUGCCCUUCGCCGAGCUCGACGUGUGCACCACCAGCCGGCAGGAACACGUCAUUGCGGCCAACCUGCGCGCGGUGAGCGUGCACCUGCUGACGGAGGGCGGCGCGCUGGAGAGCGGCGUGCACGCGCUGGCCACGCGCUGGGCGGCCGCGCAGCUGGACGCGGCGCGCGCGCUGUGCCGCGCCGCCGUGCGCGCGCUCGCCGCGCAGCACCCGCACUACCGCGGCUUCCACUACAUAGAUGAAAUGGAUCCCACGCAUGCGCUGUACCUCUUCAAGAUCCUGGAGCAGUACUAUGCUGCGACGGACUCGAUCGCGUUUCCUCAGCCACAGGGCUUCAGUUCGUUCUUUACGUACCUCGGCUACCGCACGCUGCCCUUCCACGCCUUCGUGCAGUACGUGCACCGGAACGUCUUCGAGCUGCAGAUAGAUGUGCUCAAGGCGAUUAUUGCAAGCAAGGACGCCAGCCCGCGCACGGUGAACAACAAGCUGCGGCUGGUGCAGCUGGUGGGCGAGGCGCGCGGGCGGCGCGCGCUGGGCGCGUGGCCGCACCGCGCCGCGCUCGUGCUGCGCGCGCGCGACCACGCCGCCGCGCUGCUCAGCGGCGGCGCGGCGCCCGCGCGCGACCACGCGCCGCACCGCCCCGUCAAGGACACCGGUAUAGCAGCUCUGCCUUCAGGCGAACGUUUGUCUCCACUCGACACAUUUUUGGACCUCUUGACUGCUAAAGCUAGCCUCAACGAACUGGACUUCAACCUUAUUAUAGAAGCUACAUUGGCAUCUGUACAAGAAAAUUCAUAAAACUGUUAAUCGUAAUAAAUUAAGAAACCUUCUAGUCGUAUAUUAAUAUUGACAGAUUUAGAUUGAAGUUAUGGGAAAUUUAAUUUGAUUAUUAUUAAUGACAAAUUGCAGUUGCCUUAUGGUUGCUCUUUACUCAUAAUUCCAGUGUCAAAUUUUGUAAACAAUAUAUAAUUUUGAAAAGUAACUUAAUACUAGUCAUCUGUACUUGUAGUAUGUAGUACAUAAAAUUGUUUAGUGCAAUAAAUAUACAUAACAUUCCUUUUUCUUAAAAAAAAAUGAUUUGAAUAUUGUUAAUAGAUCAAUUCAGUCUUCAUCAAGAAGAUAUAUUUUAUUUGUUAAUUUCAAAGUAAAGGUUUACUUACGACCGUUUUCAAUAAUCUAUUUCUGGUAUAGCUAACCAUAUUACCAAUAGAUUUUUAACAAAAUUUGUAUGGAGCUUACGACAAAAUUCUAUCUCUAGUAAGCAAAUUCAGAGUUAGCCAGUUUCAGAUAGAUUCCAGAAACUGGCCAUUAAUGGAAAUAUUAAGCACAAAAUUAGAGUACUUUAGAUUCGUCGUUGGUUAUAAUUUUAAUAUUAUACGUGUAAGGCGAGUCUAGGAGAUAAGUGAAUCUAUAAGACUACUUUAGUAAAAUAAUAAAUUAGUUAAACAUAGUGUUCACAUAGAGAACCUAGAUAAAAGUAACAUUACAGCAAUUACCAAAUUAAUUUCAAUGUCAUCAGUACAGUGCCAAGUACAUUUAAACAUGAUAUUAAUAUAAAAUUUGUAAUAGAAACCUUAUUUGGUUUUCAUAAUUUUGUAAUAUCAUUAUUUCUAUUCAUUAGAUUAUAACAUUUAUGUGCAAAUUUAGUGCAAUAUUAUUAUAAGAAAUAAAACAUUUUAUUUAAGUGAA
Melitaea cinxia (Glanville fritillary) is the source of this 3637-nucleotide messenger RNA. RefSeq names its product protein pigeon (gene pigeon). Gene Ontology annotation, biological process: positive regulation of amyloid-beta formation. The transcript is spliced from 14 exons. The coding region runs from base 77 to 2746 and encodes 889 amino acids. Lineage: Eukaryota; Metazoa; Arthropoda; Insecta; Lepidoptera; Nymphalidae. The record is from RefSeq and is a predicted model, not a curated record. Gene Ontology annotation, cellular component: trans-Golgi network.